AUGCUCCUUCUGUACGUCCGCCAUUCGGCCGACCUCGACGCCGCCGGCUUGCUCGCGCUGCUACGCCUCGCGCUGCACGAGCGGAAGCGAGCGCUGCUCGACCUCCUCGUCUGUGCGCCGCGCAACGACGUCUUCCUGCUGCAAGCGCUCCGCUGGUUGUCCCUCGAGGACGCGCUGGUUCUGCUCAGUCGGCUGCUCGAGCUCUUCUCGAGCUACGCCGGCGCGUGGCGGCUCGCCGGAGCGUGUGCGUCGGGACCCCCUCUCGAUGACGACAGCAGCAGCGUGCGAGGUGGCGGCGGCGGCGGGUGCACGCCCAUGCUCGGCCAACUCGUCGGCUGGACGAACGUGCUGCUGGACGCGCACGCCUCUCAGCUGCUGAUGCACGCGCCGGCGCACGACGCGCUGCAACAGCUCGGCAAGCUUGCUCGGAGGCACGUGCAGCUCUGCUCGGCGAUGAAAGGCCUGAAGGGCUACGUGGGCCAGGCGACGCUCAAGCAGUCCCGCCCGAUCCGGCCAAUCCCGGACUACUCGCUCGAGCUGCUGGAGAUGUAG
Messenger RNA from Emiliania huxleyi CCMP1516, 552 nucleotides. RefSeq lists its product as hypothetical. The transcript is spliced from 2 exons. Gene Ontology annotation, molecular function: RNA binding. The coding region runs from base 1 to 552 and encodes 183 amino acids. The record is from RefSeq and is a predicted model, not a curated record. Gene Ontology annotation, cellular component: nucleolus. Gene Ontology annotation, biological process: maturation of SSU-rRNA. Lineage: Eukaryota; Haptophyta; Isochrysidales; Noelaerhabdaceae.